AUGAAGGGACUGCUGGCGCUUUAUCUUGCCGCCUUUGCGGUCUCCCUGACGACGCUCUCGCUCAAUACCGCCUCGACUCUCCAGAUCGCAUGGAUCCGCACAAAGACGCCCGCAAUUGCUCCUAUCCAGCUCACGACGACCUACGGCCUGUUCAGCAUCUGCGAAGAGAGCUCGUACGAGCCGGGCGUGACAACUUGUCGGCCGUUCCCUUCGAGGGCGCUCGAUUGCAAGGGUCAAGCGCGAGGAGCGAAGGUGGAAGGUUCCGAGGAGUACAAGGACGUCUGGAUGUCGGCGGCGGGACUAGCCGGAGGAAAAGGAGCGGCGCAGCGGGUCACUCGCAGGAAGAGGUUCGCCGAGUCGGGCUGGGGUUUGUGCGAGAAUUGGUCAACCGCUGGCUACGCCCAUCAGCUCUCGCUCAUCCUCGGCCUCGCCAACAUCAUCGCCAUCGUCCUCACCCUCAUCGGCACCGCCAGCGCAGGCCGAGGCUACCGAACCGAUAAGCUCCGCAGCGGCUGGAAACUCGUCGCCGGACUCAUGUUCCUCCAGGCGCUCUGCACGUGCAUCAGCUCGAGCUUCAUCGCGUGGGAGAGGCAUCAUGAUGAGCGGUUUGCACAUGGAUCGAAGCUGGGCCGCGCCUGGGUCGAAACCGUCGUCGCCUAUGCCCUCAACCUCUUCAUCGUCAUCACGCUCCUCCUCACCCGCGUCACCGGCAAGCUCAGGAUGGUCCCCGGCGACGAAGGCUACGAACCCAUCUCGUCUUGA
This is a messenger RNA of Rhodotorula toruloides NP11, 762 nucleotides long. RefSeq lists its product as uncharacterized. The coding region runs from base 1 to 762 and encodes 253 amino acids. The record is from RefSeq and is a predicted model, not a curated record. The transcript has 4 exons. NCBI's taxonomy places the organism in Eukaryota, Fungi, Basidiomycota, Microbotryomycetes, Sporidiobolales, Sporidiobolaceae.